Molecule: messenger RNA, 654 nt
Organism: Staurois parvus
Lineage: Eukaryota; Metazoa; Chordata; Amphibia; Anura; Ranidae
Source: the annotation of a GenBank genome assembly
UGCGCUCUGUCCCUCGGACACAGCGGAUCACCAAUCAAAGGAAAGAGCCGAAGAUGUUGGCUCCGUCAUGUGAUCAGCUGUGUCCAAUCACAGCUGAUCGCAUGGGACAUGUACAUUGAUCAUCAGGGCACUGAUGAUCAGUGUGCCCUGAUAAUCUCUGUAGCUCCAGCAGUGCCACCUGUCAGUGUCCAUCAGUGCCAGCUCUCAGUGCUCAUCCAUACCACCUGCCAGUGCCCAUCAGUGCCACAUCAAUGCCACAUUUCAGUGCCUACCAGUGCACAUCAAUGCCACAUAUCAGUGCCCAUCUGAGCUGCCUUUCAGUGUCACCCAUCAGUGCCAGUCAGUGCCACCUAUCAAUGCCAGUCAGUGCCACCUAUCAGUGCUGCCAAUCAGUGCCACCUAUCUGUGCCAGUCAGUGCCGCCUAUCAGUGUGCAUCAGUGCCGCCUAUCAGUGCCUGUCAGUGCUGCCUAACAGUGCCAGUCAGUGCCACCUAUCAGUGCCAGUCAGUGCCACCAAUCAGUGCCAUCUAUCAGUGCCAUCAGUGCCUCCUCAUCAGUGCCCAUCAGUGCCACCUAUCAGUGUCCAUCAGUGCAGCCUCAUUAGCGCACAUCAGUGAAGGAGAAAAAUCACUUAUUUACAAAAUUUUAUAACAA